Protomyces lactucae-debilis is the source of this 426-nucleotide messenger RNA. RefSeq lists its product as uncharacterized. The record is from RefSeq and is a predicted model, not a curated record. Bases 1 to 426 code for a protein of 141 amino acids. NCBI's taxonomy places the organism in Eukaryota, Fungi, Ascomycota, Taphrinomycetes, Taphrinales, Protomycetaceae. The transcript has a single exon.
AUGACUAUCCUGGGUAUUCCUGCAAAGCACGCUCGCGCGGCUCAUGCUUCUAUGCCAGUAUUCACCUACUCGGCAAACCCCCUUUGGGUUAUCGUCUUGCGAAUCUUGUCAGGCCACUGCAUAUGCUGGACUGCAAGAUUCUUGGGAGUGCAAAUGGGCUGUAUAUUUCCAUUCCCCCAAGCUCUUGAAGGUAUCGAAUUACAUUUGCAGCAUUUGGCCAAGACUUGUGGACUCGACUCACGCCGGCAACUCAUUGAAGACGUCAACCGAGCUUGUGGUCAAAGCGAGCACAAAAAUUUAGAGCAAGCUACCACGAUUCAGCAAUGCAAAUGGAUGGUCGACCUCUUUAUGGUUGCCAUCACGACAAAUGAUUACAACUUCAAAGACUUCAGCGAGCGUCUCAAGGUAUCUGCACGCUUCUUCUAG